Nomascus leucogenys (northern white-cheeked gibbon) is the source of this 820-nucleotide messenger RNA. The record is from RefSeq and is a predicted model, not a curated record. NCBI's taxonomy places the organism in Eukaryota, Metazoa, Chordata, Mammalia, Primates, Hylobatidae.
ACCGGCACUUCUGGGGAAGGUAUAAAUGCCACCUCCCGCUGGCUGAGCUUCACGGCACUCGCAGGGGCUGGUGUCACUGGUCAUUCCUGCACGGGACAGUCCACCAUGGCCUCAGACCACCAGACCCAGGCGGGCAAGCCACAGUCCCUCAACCCCAAGAUCAUCAUCUUUGAGCAGGAAAACUUUCAAGGCCACUCGCAUGAGCUCAAUGGGCCCUGCCCCAACCUGAAGGAAACUGGCGUGGAGAAGGCAGGCUCUGUCCUAGUGCAGGCUGGACCCUGGGUGGGCUAUGAACAGGCCAACUGCAAGGGCGAGCAGUUUGUGUUUGAGAAGGGUGAGUACCCCCGCUGGGACUCAUGGACCAGCAGCCGGAGGACGGACUCCCUCAGCUCCCUGAGGCCCAUCAAAGUGGACAGCCAAGAGCACAAGAUCAUCCUCUAUGAAAACCCCAACUUCACCGGGAAGAAGAUGGAAAUCAUAGAUGACGAUGUACCCAGCUUCCACGCCCAUGGCUACCAGGAGAAGGUGUCAUCUGUGCGGGUGCAGAGUGGCACGUGGGUUGGCUACCAGUACCCUGGCUACCGCGGGCUGCAGUACCUGCUGGAGAAGGGAGACUACAAGGACAGCAGCGACUUUGGGGCCCCUCACCCCCAGGUGCAGUCCGUGCGCCGUAUCCGCGACAUGCAGUGGCACCAACGUGGCGCCUUCCACCCCUCCAACUAGUGCCCUCCCCACCAUGCCUCCUUGCCAGGACCCAGGUCUGCUGCCCAGGAACCCUCCAGACCUCCCAGAGAGUGAAUAAAGUGUGACUUGCAACUUG